Molecule: messenger RNA, 5146 nt
Organism: Rana temporaria (common frog)
Lineage: Eukaryota; Metazoa; Chordata; Amphibia; Anura; Ranidae
Product: complement C3-like
Exons: 41
Coding region: 36-5021 (1661 amino acids)
Cellular component (GO): extracellular region
Molecular function (GO): endopeptidase inhibitor activity; protein binding
Source: RefSeq, a predicted model, not a curated record
GAUCACCCAGGCAGAUCAUUUCCUCUGAGGACACCAUGGGGGACAGAACUCUGUGUCUCAUACUGCUGAGUUAUCUGGCUGGAUCCUCCUACGGCCAAACACAAUGUACUCUGAUUACACCAAGCGUGCUACGUGUAGACUCUGAAGAAACAAUUGUAGUAGAUGGACACAGUUCAACAUUCGAAGUUGAGUACUUCAUCCAAGAUUUCCCGGCAAGGAACUUAAUGCUUGCUCGUGGCAAGAUCAACAUGAACGGUGGAAACAAACACCUGGGAACAGCUAAAGUAACGAUUGAAGGUAAAAAUUUCAUAAAAGACCCAAAGAAGAAACAAUACUUAUCUAUAAGUGUGAAGUCCAGCAAUCCACCAUGCAACAUAGAGAAAGUUAUCCUCCUGACUUUUCACAGUGGAUACAUCUUCAUACAGACGGACAAACCCAUCUACACUCCGGGGACAUCAGUUCAAUAUAGACUUUAUCCUGUAAAUUUCAACAUGCAGCCAACAAACAAGGCGGUGCAAGUAGACAUUCUGAAUCCGGAUGGAAUUUUGGUGAAAAAUGAACAACUUUAUCCUGACGUUACUGGCAUAAUUUCAAAGACCUAUCCGUUGACUGAUGUGCCAAGUCUUGGCGUCUGGACCAUCUCCACAAGGUAUGACGGCACAUUUCAAGAAUACACCACCAACUUUGAAGUGAAAGAGUACGUGUUGCCAACUUUUGAAGUCAAGAUAAAACCAGAUCGGAGUUUUAUGUAUGCUAACGAUGAAACAUUUUCUGUGGCAAUUGAAGCUGACUAUACAUAUGGAAAAACAGUUUCUGGCAAUGCCUUUGUGUUAUUUUCACUGAAGAAAGGCGAUGAAAGAAAAACUGUGGCAGAUUCCCUGAGUAGGAUUGUGAUUGAUGAUGGAAAGGGCAGAGCUACCGUGAAGAGAGCGGACCUUCUGAAGAUCCUCAAAAAAACAGAAGACAUUUUAGAGUACAGACUGCACGUGUCAGCCACCGUCAUCACUGAAGCAGGAAGUGACUGGGUGGAAGCUGAACUGGACAACAUUUAUAUUGUUACAUCUGCAUAUAAAAUCCUCCUAACCAGGACAUCCAAAUACUUCAAACCUGGAAUGCCCUUCCAUUUCAUGGUGUUGGUUACAAACCCAGAUGGCUCACCAGCAAAUAAAAUUCCAGUAGUGGUCAACCCAGGAAGCGGCCAAGGUGUUACUGAGGAAGAUGGAACAUCUAAGUUGAUAGUAAACACCGGUUCAAAUAGAACGCCUUUGAAAAUAACGGUGAAGACAACAAUAGGGGGACUAAAUGAAAAACUCCAGGCCUCCGCGGAAACCACCAUAACUCCAUACCAACCGCAAAGUGGAUUGGGAAACUAUCUGCACUUGACUAUCGAUACCAAUGUGGCAAAGCCGAACAAACAAAUAUUCAUAAGCUUUCAUAUACUGACAAGCUCUCCUGCAGACCAAGACAAAGUUCAGCAUUUUACAUAUCUGAUCCUCAGCAAAGGCAGAAUAAUAAGUGUGGGCAAACAGAAGCGAGAUCAAGGCCAAGGCAUUGUCACUAUGUCACUCAUUGUAACAAAGGACUUAAUCCCAUCAUUUCGUAUUGUGGCAUACUAUACCAUUAAGAAAGAGCUUGUGUCGGAUUCCCUCUGGGUGGAUGUGGUUGAUGAAUGCAUGGGAACGCUGGAGGUGGACAGCAAAAAGAAGACCGCAGCACCAUCAGAUCUUAUACCCUUGACGCUGAAAGCAGAUCAUGAUUCUUACGUUGGAUUAGUGGCUGUAGAUAAAGCAGUCUUUGUAUUAAACAAGAAAUAUAAAAUAACCCAGAGUAAGGUAUGGGACAUUGUGGAGAAGUCUGACAUUGGCUGCACUCCAGGUAGUGGUGCUAAUAACAUGGACGUAUUCUAUGAUGCUGGACUUGCUGUAGAGUCAAAUUUUGGAAUGGUCACGAAACAGAGAAGUGAUCCAUCAUGUGAUGCCGCCAAAAAACGCAAGCGUAGGUCAUCUGCAGCACUGAUUGAAAUGAAGAACCAAAAAGCGUUGAACUACAAUGAAAAUCUGGAAAGGCAGUGCUGCCAUGAUGGCAUGACCAGCAAUCCCAUGGGUCACAGCUGUGAUCGUCGUGCCAAACAUAUCCUGAAGGGAGAUAAAUGUGUGCAAGUGUUCCUGGACUGCUGCAAAUACAUUGAACUGAAAAUCAAGAUCGAAAAGGAACAGGACAAAGACUUGGAGAGGAGUGACAGUGAAGGUGAGUACAUGAAGGAUGAAGACAUUACAGUCCGGAGUGCAUUUGAUGAGAGUUGGCUGUGGAAUAUUAUCAAAAUUACAGAAAAACCCGAUAAUAAUGGUGUCUCCACGCAGCAGGUGAAGAACAAAUACCUAAAAGACUCAAUCACCACAUGGGAGGUGCUGGCUGUGAGCUUAUCAAAAACUAACGGCAUUUGUGUGGCCAAGCCAUUGGAAAUCCAGGCCUUCAAGAGUUUCUAUGUUGACCUGAGACUGCCCUAUUCAGUAGUGAGGAAUGAACAGGUUGGAAUUCGAGCUGUGCUCUACAAUUACGAAAAUGAAGUUCUCAAGGUGCGAGUGACCCUGACUUACAACCCAAAAUUCUGCAGCCUUUCCACACCUUCAAAGAAGUAUACCAAAGAUGUCAUAGUCAAAGAAAGUUCAACUUUCACAGUCCCAUUAAUCAUAGUUCCUCUCGAGGUUGGCAUGCAUGAUGUGGAGGUGAAGGCGGCAGUCUUAGGAGGAUUCGUGGCUGAUGGAGUCAGGAAACAGCUGAAGGUCGUGCCUGAAGGAGUUCGUAAGGUGGAAACCAUACUGUCUGAAGACCUGGAGCCAGAGCGCAAAGGCAGAAGUGGAGAGCAGGUAGUGAAUGUCAAAUCACUCAAGAAUAAGAAGAUCGCUCCACAGUCGUCUAUUUCACUCAUCGUCAAUGUAAAAGGAUCUCCAAUUGCUGAUUUCAUAGAACAAUCCAUUGAUGGCAAGAAUCUAAAUCAUCUGAUCAUUAUACCAACUGGCUGUGCGGAGCAAAAUAUGAUGAAAUUGGCACCGCUUGUCAUUGCCACCCUGUUCCUGGACAAAACGAAUCAGUGGGACAAAGUUGGACUUCACCGCAGGACAGAGGCUAUAAGCCAUAUGCAGACAGGUUAUGCCACUCAGUUAACACAUCGUGCCAAAGAUGGAUCAUAUACCGCUCUUCAGGGGUCACCCCAGGGAACCUGGCUUACAGCAUACAUUGUCAAAAUCUUCUCCUUGGCCAAAAGAAUGAUACACAUUACUGAUGACGUUCUAUGUGGCUCUGUCAGAUGGUUGGUACUGUCCAUGCAAAAACCAGAUGGGAUGUUCCAGGAACAUUUUCCUAUUGGUAGUCAGUACUAUCAGAAAACAAGGGGUGGACUUGGCAGCUCCCCCGAUCCAAAUGUUGCUAUCACAGCCUUUGUCACCAUUGCUUUAUUGGAGAGUCAGAAUUACUGUAAGGAUCAUGUCAGUAAUCUGCAGCGCAGCAUUGACAAGGCCGUGCAGUUCAUAUCAGAGCAUUAUGGAAAAUUGACCAGACCACAUUCAAUUGCAUUAACUUCUUAUGCAUUGGCUCGGGCUGGGAAGCUAAGUGAUUCAACUAAACUGAUGUCUGUAGCAACAGGCAAAUCUCAGUGGAAUGACCCAGAUAGUAAAUUCUGGAGUAGCCAAGAAUAUGGAAGAUACAUUUCUUUGGAGGCUACAGCUUACGCCCUGCUGACUCUCCUGCAAAUAGAGGAGUAUGAUCUGGCAGAUUCUGUUGCUCAAUGGCUAAUUAGAUCGCAUGUUGAUGGCGAGCAGUAUGGAACAACACAGACAAUCGUCGUGCUGUUUGAAGCUUUGGCUAAGUACCAAGAGGCCAGGGAAAAUAAGAUGGUGUUGGACAUGGAUGUAUCCGUUAACCUUCCAGAGAGGAAAGACCCUUCUAAAUACCGCCUUAAUCUGCAAAGUAAUCUAAAUGCUCGAUCUGAUGAGACAAACAUAAAUAGUGAUUUUGUGGUGAAGGCGAAGGGGAAGGGGCGAGCUUCUCUAACGGUGACAGCAGUAUACUAUGAAAUAGUGACAGAGAAAGAAAGUGAAUGCAAUCAUUUUGAUUUUACCAUCACGGCAAGAGACGAGCCUCAUGCUAAAAGACCAGAUAAUGCCUUGGGGACAAUGUCUGUUGAGGUCUGCUUCAGGUACCGUGGAGACAAAGACCUUACCAUGUCUAUUGUGGACGUGACCAUGAUGACUGGAUUCUCUCCAGAUGUUGAUGACUUAAAGCGGCUUCAACAUGGAGUGGACCGAUACAUUUCACAAUUUGAGAUCAACAAAGGAGCAAAAGAUAAAGGCACUCUCAUCAUAUACCUGGACAAGAUUUCGCAUACAGAGGAAGAAUGUCUGAAGUUCAAUGCUCACCGGUACUUUGAAGUGGGUCUCGUACAACCUGGUUCCGUCACUAUCUAUGACUAUUACUCACCAGAAACUCGCUGCACCAAGUUCUAUCACACAGUCGAAGGUGAUAAUUUGUAUGGUCGCAUCUGUCAGGGAGAUGUGUGUCGCUGUUCUGAAGGUAAUUGCUUGAUGCUGCAGGAUCCUAAAAAAAGCUACAGCGCCUUAGAGCGAAAGGAUACGGCGUGUCAAGCGGGGAUGGACUAUGUGUACAAAGCAACUCUUCUUGAGACAGAGUAUGCCAAUGACUAUGACCGAUACGUAAUGCAUAUAACGAACGUCUAUAAGAACGGAACCGAUGAAAAUGCUCAGGGGCAAAAACGGACCUUCAUCAGUCAUAUUAAAUGUCGGGAGGCCUUGAAGUUUAAGAAAGGACUGGAUUACAUAAUAUUUGGCAGUUUCAAUGAUGUAUGGCAAACAGCAGCAAAUACGUAUACCUACAUCAUCGGGAGCAGAUCCUGGGUUGAGUGGUGGCCAAACAAAAGGGAGUGUCAGAAUGAGGAGUAUGAGGAGCUCUGUGAUGAUUUUUACAGCCUUUCUGAAGACAUCACCAUGUUUGGCUGUGGAGUAUGAAGGCUGCCUAUAUACUUCAGUGAUGAAUACCAGGACAAGUCAUGCAAUAUAUUUACUGUUUAUUUUUCACAUUUCACAGUUUCACUUUUUCUACACAAAAAUAAAGCAUAUUUUACGCAUUCAAA